Molecule: messenger RNA, 1131 nt
Organism: Yamadazyma jaroonii
Lineage: Eukaryota; Fungi; Ascomycota; Pichiomycetes; Serinales; Debaryomycetaceae
Source: the annotation of a GenBank genome assembly
AUGUCAAAAGGAAAAGUUUUAUUAGUAUUAUUCAAAGGUGGUCAACAUGCUAUCGAACAAAAGAAGUUAUUAGGAUGUGUUGAAAAUGAAUUGGGUAUUAGAAAGUAUAUUGAAAGUAAAGGGUAUGAAUUAGUUACUACCAUCGAUAAAGAUGGUCCAAAUUCAGUUGUAGAAAAGGAAAUUGAAGAUGCUGAAAUUGUUAUCACUACACCUUUCUAUCCUGCUUAUAUUAGUAAAGAAAGAAUCGCCAAAGCUAAGAAUUUGAAGUUAUGUGUUACUGCUGGUGUUGGAUCUGAUCAUGUUGAUUUAAAUGCUGCUAAUGAGAAGAAAAUUACUGUUGCUGAAGUUACUGGUUCUAAUGUGGUAUCAGUUGCUGAACAUGCUAUGAUGACUAUCUUGAAUCUUGUCAGAAACUUCCCUUCAGCUCAUGAAUUAGCUUUAAAAGGUAAUUGGGAUAUUGCUGCUGCUGCAAGAGAUGAAUAUGAUUUAGAAAAUAAAGUCGUUGGUACUGUUGGUGCUGGUAGAAUUGGUUUUAGAAUUUUGGAAAGAUUAGUUGCAUUCAAUCCAAAGAAACUUUACUAUUAUGAUUACCAAGAAUUACCAAAAGAAGCUGUUGAAAAAAUCAAUGCUGCUUCAAGAUUAUUGAAUGGUAAGGAUCUCGUUUUAGAGAGAGUUGAAAAAUUAGAGAAUAUGGUUAGUAAAUGUGAUGUUGUUACCAUUAAUUGUCCAUUACAUGAAAAUACCAUUGGCUUGUUUGAUAAGAAAUUGAUUUCUCAUAUGAAAGAUGGUUCAUGGUUAGUUAAUACUGCUAGAGGAGCCAUUUGUAAUGCUAAAGAUGUCAAUGAUGCAGUUAAGUCGGGUAAAUUAUUAGGUUACGGUGGUGAUGUUUGGUAUCCUCAACCACCAGGACCUGAUCAUCCAUGGUUAGAUUUAACUAGACCAAAUGGAUUCUCCGGUAAUGCCAUGACUCAACAUAUUAGUGGUGCUUCUAUUGAUUCCGAAAUUAGAUAUAGUGAAGGUACCAAAGACAUUUUAGAAAGUUAUUUCUCCAAGAAAUUUGAUUAUAGACCUCAAGAUUUGAUUGUCUAUGAUGGUGAUUAUGCUACCAGAUCUUAUGGGGAAAGAAAAUAG